GUAACGGAGACGUCAGUUCGCUUCACGCUUUUGUUGUCUUCAGUGCUCUGAGAUUCAGUAAAUUGUUUCGAGUGGCGCCGACAGUUUUAUAGUCCCAAGAAAAGUUCAGUCUUUUAUUGCCGAGAGUAGAAUUUUAAGUAGCUGCGUAAAUAUACAGCAGCGAAAUGGACAAUACUACUGUUAGAGGCUGCGGAAAUAUUAAAGAAGAUUUUACAAACUUAUGUGACUUGGACGCUUUAUGGGGAAUAAUUGUAACUGGUCUUGCUGCUUUGGGCCUAGUUCUUACGUUCGUUUUUACAGUUGUGUUUUCUGUUAAUCUGAAACGCUACGUCAGGCACCAACGUCAUCGCUACUCUACGCUGCUGUACUUCGUUCUGUUGGGGGUGUUUCUACUUUUUGCUUUUUCCAUAGCUUUUGUAGUGAAGCCUUCAGUUAUUGUUUGUUACCUAAGACGUAUUGGGUUUGGUAUGGCUGGUGUAGUGGUGGUAGCCCCACUGUUUGUGGGUAUUACACGAACAUGGAGAAUGUCGUAUCUAGACGAGCUAAGGUGUGGGCUUUUGGCCGUUUCAGCUGCAUGUCUAAUGCUUGUCGAGGCGAUCAUUUUAGCCGAAUGGAACAUUUUGAAACAGCCUGUACUCGCAAACGGUAGAUGCGAGGUACAAGACAGAGAUUUGGUGUACUCUGCUUCGUACAACGGGUUUAUUUUGAUUCUGUUCUUUCUUAGCACGCUGGUGGCGUGUUGUAAAAGGGACCACGACGUAUCAACUAGGAAGAGGUUAUCCGGUUUCGUCAUAAGCUGUUUAGUGACGUCAAUCGUGCUCAUUCUUCUUUCCGCUGCCUGGGCGGCCAUGUUAUGUUACGGCAACGAAAAACUUGGACACGCAACGGACUGGUCAGACCCUACUACUGCAAUGUUUAUGGUGGUAAGCGGUCUUUUCGUUUUGAUCGUUAUUUUUUCACCAAUCGUUCACACCAUGAGAAGAAUAUACAGUGAUCGUAAUCACGAUUUUCAUAUGAGUGACCUGCACAGUCAUAACCGGGGUUCGUAUGAAAAAGCUACUUCACAUUCUACACUGCCAACUACUGAUCAUAUGAGUGGGUCAUUCGGAGGAAUUGAUGAUUUUGAACGGCCUAGGAGUUUCCGAACUCAGGAACAGAACGUAGUGGUAAUGAGCCCACUGUCCGAUACAAAACCUGUCCCAACCAAGCGAAACGGAAUGAAUUACAGAGUCGACAGAGUCCGUCCACCAACGGGGGGUAGAACUAAUCCUUCAUUAGUUUUAAACGAAGAAGAUGUUGUACGCGGUCGCUACUGAUAAGGCGAGCGUGUGGUUUAUGAUUGACCAACCAUACGCCUCCGACUUUAAUACAAGGCGCAGAAUCACGCGUUUUUAGAGUUUACAUGAAAAAGGCGUGAUUCAACCCAUAUUACAACCUUUCAAUGCAGUUUUGCCAAAUUAACAAUCGUGUAUUGGUAUGUAUUCCUAUAGGAAAAUGCCAUUUCUGUUUUCGUUGUUGAAAUUGAGAAAUUGGUAUCACGAUGGUAUAAACUUUAUUUUCAGUUAUUUUCUUUCUUUACUUUGCAUUUUAUAAAAGAUUUCAGCACAGGUUGUUUUGGGUUAAUUGUAUUACAGUGGUAAACAAUAACUACACAAGCAUAAUGACGCUAGCGUGAAUGCGCUUAAUUUUUAAUGAUUUUCCAUUAAAACUUGUAUUAUUGUAUUAUACAUAUAUUACUUUGCUUGCCAAGAUGCUAUUGUAUUUUAUGUAAUUUUGCAAUAAAUAACAUGUGACAAAAUACA
Molecule: messenger RNA, 1802 nt
Organism: Ciona intestinalis (vase tunicate)
Lineage: Eukaryota; Metazoa; Chordata; Ascidiacea; Phlebobranchia; Cionidae
Product: G-protein coupled receptor family C group 5 member B-like
Biological process (GO): G protein-coupled receptor signaling pathway
Cellular component (GO): extracellular exosome; signaling receptor complex; plasma membrane
Molecular function (GO): G protein-coupled receptor activity; protein kinase activator activity
Source: RefSeq, a predicted model, not a curated record